GAAGCAUCGAAGAAGAAAGAGAUCCAUCUUCGCUUCCCUUAUAUAAUAAGACAUUCUACCAGCGUCAUCUCACAAAUAUUUUCAACAAAACUUCGUUAAACUACCUAUGAUGGAUACUAUCAAGUCCUUCAAGGGCUACGGCAAAGUUGAUCCUGUUGAAGAACAAGCGUUCCGGAAGAGGACCCGGAAGCGUUUGAUCAUUCUAAUAGUGUCUCUCGUUGUUCUGGUUGGUGUUAUCAUUGGAGCUGUUGUAGGAGUUGUAGAGCACAAGGGAAAAAGUUCUUCCGAUUCGGCUCCGUCGUCCGGGUUGACUCCAUCGGCCUCUCUCAAAGCGGUUUGUAGUGUGACUCUAUACCCCAGUUCUUGCUUCUCCAGUAUCGCCAGUCAAGCGGGCGCCUUCAACACUACUGACCCAGAAAUGUUCUUCAAGCUCUCUUUACGUGUCGCUGUUAAUGAGAUGUCGAAGCUGUUGGAAAUUCCAUCUCAGCUUAUGGAGAAAACGGAUGAUGCUCAAGUUAAAGCUGCUUUGACAGUUUGUGAAACAGUGUUUGAUGAUGCAGUGGAUCGGCUUAACGAUUCUUUGUCUUCUAUGGAGGUUGCUGAGGGAGAGAAGUUGUUAUCCUCAUCAAAGAUUGAUGAUAUGAAGACUUGGCUCAGUGCUUCAAUCACCGAUCAAGAGGCAUGUUUAGAUGCUCUUAAUGAGCUAAACUCAACACAUUAUGGAAACUCCUCUAUUCUAGAAGAUAUUAAAACUGCCAUGGAGAACUCUACCCAGUUUGUGAGCAAUAGUUUGGCCAUUGGAACAAAGAUAGUUACUUUAUUGUCUGAGGUUAAUGUUCCUAUUCAUCGGAGGUUGCUCGGUUUUCAAAGAUCAGAUUCUUCAGGGUUACCGCGAUGGGUUAGCGCCGGAGAUAGGCGGCUCCUCCAGGAGAUAAACCCAACACCGAAUGUCACAGUGGCAGCAGACGGCACUGGGAAUUUCACCACCAUUAAGGAUGCAGUAAAUGCGGUGCCUAAAAAGAGUCCAACAAGAUUUGUGAUAUAUAUUAAGAAAGGAAAUUACACAGAGAAUGUGACUUUGGAUAAAAAUAGAUGGAAUGUGAUGAUGUAUGGUGAUGGUACGGCAGAGACUAUUGUAUCCGGCAGCUUGAAUUUCGUUGAUGGAACUCCUACAUUCUCUACAGCUACUGUUGCUGUUACUGGUAAGGGAUUCAUGGCAAGAGACAUGGCUUUCGUCAACACAGCUGGCCCAGUGAAACACCAAGCAGUAGCCUUCAGGUCUGGCUCCGACCAGUCGGUAUUUUACCGGUGUAGAUUUGAUGCAUAUCAGGAUACUCUGUAUGCCCACUCCAAUCGCCAAUUUUACAAGGAUUGUGACAUUACAGGCACUAUUGACUUCAUCUUUGGCAAUGCUGCCGUUGUUUUCCAAAACUGCACCAUCCUGCCUAGGCAACCUCUGGCUUACCAAUUCAACACUAUCACAGCCCAAGGCAAAACAGACCCAAAUCAGAACACCGGCAUUUCAAUUCAGAAGUGUACAUUUGUACCUCUAGACACUACUCUAAUUGCCCCAACAUACCUCGGUAGGCCUUGGAAAGAGUACUCCACCACAGUCAUUAUGGAAUCUGAGAUUGGAUCAUUCUUGCAGCCAGCGGGCUGGAUAGGAUGGGUCAGCAAUGUUGACCCACCCAAUACCAUAUUCUAUGCAGAGUACCAAAACAACGGCCCGGGUGCAAACACCGACCGACGGGUUAAAUGGGCUGGUUAUAAGUCCACUCUCACCGACGCAGAAGCAGGGAAAUUUACAGUGGGAACAUUUAUUCAAGGCAAUGAAUGGUUGCCUGAGACUACAGUUACAUUUGAACAAGGCUUGUAAUAUAAAGCAGUUGGGCAGUGAAGUAGAUAAUGCAUAUGAUAUUGAAUAUACUUAUUGGGUGUAUGCGUUUGUGCUUUUGCAUUUGUUUCUCUUAAUCAAGUAUUAACACUCGUUUUGUAACAUUCUUUAGAUAGAAGUGAAUGCAUAAGGAAACUUCAUGAUGGC
Molecule: messenger RNA, 2041 nt
Organism: Mangifera indica (mango)
Lineage: Eukaryota; Viridiplantae; Streptophyta; Magnoliopsida; Sapindales; Anacardiaceae
Product: pectinesterase 3-like
Exons: 2
Coding region: 107-1876 (589 amino acids)
Biological process (GO): cell wall modification
Molecular function (GO): pectinesterase inhibitor activity; pectinesterase activity
Source: RefSeq, a predicted model, not a curated record